CUACUACUUGAGAUAUAAUAAUCCUGCGUAUGCCAGCACUAGAGAACACGCGAAACACGUGAUUCACCCACGCCGGAGAAAAUGAGCACCGGCGCUGGAAAGGUGAUGUGUGUCACCGGCGCUUCCGGUUACAUCGCUUCCUGGAUAGUCUAAUUCCUUCUCCAUCGCGGCUACACCGUUAAGGCCACCGUUCGCGACACGAGUCCGUCACGUUUACUCUCCUUUUUCUGUCACUUUUUUCCUUAUUAUCGGCAAAUGUUAGCCGCUAGUUUUUGUCGGAAGAAGAUAUUCGAACCCACCACCUCUCUCUCUUUCUUCCUUCAACUACCAAGUCUACAUUUUCCUCAUUGUUGUGGUGCCCAUAAUUCAAAUUUCCUCGUGCAUCAAUAUUAUUUUAUUUAAUAAUUAAAAGAUUGAAUAUCGAAUGAAUGUGUGGUGUGCCAGAUGAUCUGAAAAAGAUAAACCACUUGGUUAGCCUCGAUGGUGCUAAGGAGAGGCUGCACCUCUACAAGGCGAAUCUUCUCGAAGAAGGUUCCUUUGACUCUGUCUUUCAAGGUUGCCAUGCUGUGUUUCACACUGCUUCUCCCUUUUAUCACGAUGUCAAGGACCCCCAGGCUGAAUUGUUAGACCCAGCUUUGAAGGGGACUCUCAAUGUUCUGAAAUCGUGUGUGAACUUGCCAACGCUGGAACGUGUCGUUUUAACCUCUUCUGUUGCUGCAGUUGCGUACAACGGAAAGCCUCGUACUCCCGAUGUAGUGGUUGAUGAGACAUGGUUUUCUGACCCGGAUUUCUGUAGGGAAUCACAGAUGUGGUAUACACUUUCAAAGACUUUGGCCGAAGAUGCUGCCUGGAAAUUCGUAAAAGAGAACAGCAUUGACAUGGUUACUAUUAACCCAGCAAUGGUGAUAGGACCUCUCUUGCAACCAGUCCUUAACACAAGUGCUGCUUCAAUUUUAAACAUAAUUAAUGGUGCACAAACAUUUCCAAAUGCAUCUUUUGGUUGGGUCAAUGUGAAAGAUGUUGCAAAUGCGCAUAUUCUAGCAUAUGAGAAUGCUUCAGCUAAUGGAAGAUAUUGCUUGGUUGAGAGAGUGGCACACCACUCGGAACUUGUGAAGAUUUUACGUGAUUUGUACCCGACAUUGCAACAUCCAGAGAAGGCGAGCCUUGGUGCAGCGGUAAAGUUGUGCCUUGGUGACUUGUUGGUCAUGGGUUCGAAUCCGGAAACAGCCUCUUUGCAUAUGCAAGGGUGUGCAGAUGAUAAGCCAUAUGUGCCAAUAUAUCAGGUUUCCAAAGAAAAAGCAAAGAGCUUGGGGAUUGAAUAUACUCCUUUGGAAGUGAGCCUCAAGGAGACUGUGGAAAGCUUGAAAGAAAAGAAGUUUACCAACUUUUAAUUUGUAAUAGCUCCUAGAGGAGAAAACGUUAAUAGUAGAAACCUUGUGUGGUUGCUCAUUUGGCUUAUGAUGCUCAUGCUUAUGAACAAACUUACUAUUAAAUAAGACUUAAAUCAAAAUUGGUAUAAGUACUGAAAAAAGCCAUUCUUGGUCUGAUUAGCACCAGUGACAACUAAGUAUCGAACACGUGUGUCCAAGUAGAGUUUGCAUUACAAAUUGUAUCCUUGUUAUAUUAUAUUACUAUUUACUAGGAAAUGUCUGAUGCAACCAAUGUUCUUAAAUAACUGUUAUGGCUGGCGUCAUAACACUAUGAUGUGGCAUUUUUAGA
Molecule: messenger RNA, 1719 nt
Organism: Glycine soja
Lineage: Eukaryota; Viridiplantae; Streptophyta; Magnoliopsida; Fabales; Fabaceae
Product: dihydroflavonol 4-reductase-like
Exons: 6
Coding region: 429-1391 (320 amino acids)
Molecular function (GO): oxidoreductase activity, acting on the CH-OH group of donors, NAD or NADP as acceptor
Source: RefSeq, a predicted model, not a curated record